Molecule: messenger RNA, 1814 nt
Organism: Brachypodium distachyon (stiff brome)
Lineage: Eukaryota; Viridiplantae; Streptophyta; Magnoliopsida; Poales; Poaceae
Product: prolyl 3-hydroxylase 1
Exons: 7
Coding region: 116-1375 (419 amino acids)
Biological process (GO): collagen metabolic process
Molecular function (GO): L-ascorbic acid binding; iron ion binding; oxidoreductase activity, acting on paired donors, with incorporation or reduction of molecular oxygen
Source: RefSeq, a predicted model, not a curated record
AGAUUUUUUGAGAGGUUCUAAUGUGGAGCAGAUAAUACUAAAAAACACUGGUGUCAAUGGCCUUGGUAAGUUGGAAUCUGAAUCCGGCCUCGACCUGACCUCCAAAUCCCCAACCAUGGCCGCUUCCCCGCCGCCGAUUGCUACCGUGGACCACCCCCGCCUUCUCCUCCAUGGUUUCCUCUCCCCCGAGACCUGCAAGGAGCUGGAGUUCGUGCACCGGAGCUGCGGCACGGCGGGGUACCGCCCGUCAGUGGUGUCUACGUCGCUGCCGCACCUGGCUGCCACUGGCUGCGGGCACCUCCUGCUCCCCUUCGUGCCUAUCCGCGAGCAGCUCCGCGACGCCGUCGAGUCCUUCUUCUCGUGCCACUUCGACCUCUUCGUCGAAUUCACCGGACUUAUCAGUUGGUGCAAGGGAGCUUCUAUUGGAUGGCACAGUGACGACAAUAAACCUUAUCUUAGACAAAGAGUCUUCACGGCUGUGUGCUACUUGAACAAUCAUGGAAAGGACUAUAAGGGUGGAAUUUUGCGGUUUCAGGAUGGGGAACCCUCCUGUGUUGUUCCAGUUGCUGGUGUAAGCAGCACACACACAGAUGUUGUCAUCUAUACUGCUGACAGUCGUAAUGUCCACUGUGUAGAUGAGGUCACUGAAGGUGAAAGGCUCACCGUUACUCUUUGGUUCACCAGAGAUAGUGCCUAUGAUGAAGAUCCAAAGCUCCUUGCUUUUCUCUCCCAGACAUCAUUGAGCUAUGAGCCAGCUUUUCAGAAUUCUUACAUUCCUUUACCAGCCUCGGAUAACAUGUACUGGUUUUCCUAUGAUCAGUCUGGUUUUGAUAUACGAUAUGCUAGAUUGCACAUUCUUGGAUUUAUUUUCUGUGCAAGCAGUGACCAAGACAGUAACAGUAGAUCUGUUCCAGCAUCUGAAGACCCUAUAGAGUUGCUUGGGAAGCCACUACGAGUUGGGAGGAGAUACGAUGUCUUCGAGAAGAUAUUUGCCAACAGCUUACAUGCUCUUCAGGUGGUGCAGUUCUACUACUGGAAAGCACCUGAGUUGGCAGCAAGGAGAAAACAGACUGCUGGUGGUUCAGAAACAGUUUGCAAUCAUACUAUACAAAUACAACAAUCAAGAGGAAUGAAACUACCAUUGCCGUGCGACCAUGGCCUUGCACAAACCAUAUUUGGAUCUUAUGACAAUAUGGAGUUUGCUUUUGAAUGGAGCGAUUUUGUGUUAGCAGUUGCUAUGUGGGAGAGUUAUUCAGAAGAAUUGAAGAGAAAGUUGUCAACAUUUCUGCCCUUUUGGCUGUCCAAUGAAACAAUUUUUGUUGUUAAUUCCUCCGAAACCCAGGUAUAUUGUGAAGGGAAUUCAGCACUGACCUGAUGAUAUGGAAAUAUAGCAUAACGAUAACAUAAAUAUGACGUUAUCUAGCAUUAAUCCAACAAAUCUUUGGAGAGUCUUGGAUUUAAAUGUUAGCUCUUACCUGUUCUAUUUUGAAGAACGUUCUAUAUGAGUCGUCAGUUACCUUGCAAGCAGGUUAUAUUUACUUUUUGCCUGCGUUUUCACAAGUGUAAAUUUAGUAUACUAUUUAUAGUUUUCAUGCCUGAUGUAAUAGUUUUUAGUACUUCUUUCACUCUUAAUAGUCUUGCACUCUUGUUGAAUCCUUACCAAUAUGCAAAGGUGACUACUUAGUUUAUAUGCCAUCUCUCUAAAUGUGUAUCACAUAAGUAAAUCCCUGUGACUGUUUUAUCCAUCAGAAGUUCAGAACCAAUGAAUGAACACCAACAUACUUGUACAGAAUUCACAGCCAGUCUAAUAUUUA